CCGGCUCAAACCGGAAGUGAAGCUGAUCAGGGGGCUGUGGACGGCGCGACUUUGAGCCGGGCGGGAUGUUGCGGCGGGUGUUGGGCUCGGCGUUGCCCCGGCAACAGCUGUACUUGAACAGCUGCCGAUGGUGCUCUUCGGGGAUUAUUCCCAAUGAAAAGAUCCGCAACAUAGGAAUUUCUGCACACAUCGACUCUGGGAAGACUACCUUAACUGAACGCGUUCUCUUUUACACAGGAAGGAUAGCACAAAUGCACGAGGUGAAAGGGAAAGAUGGGGUUGGUGCUGUCAUGGAUUCAAUGGAGUUGGAACGACAGCGAGGAAUCACAAUUCAGUCUGCAGCAACUUAUACUAUGUGGAAAGAUACUAACAUCAACAUAAUCGACACCCCUGGUCAUGUUGAUUUCACUAUAGAAGUGGAGAGGGCACUGAGAGUUCUUGAUGGUGCCAUCCUGGUGCUAUGUGCUGUUGGGGGAGUUCAGUGCCAAACAAUGACAGUGAACAGGCAAAUGAAGCGGUACAAUGUCCCCUUUUUGACCUUUAUCAACAAAUUAGAUCGGAUGGGUUCAAGCCCAAACAGAGCUCUGCAACAACUCAGAUCCAAGCUGAAUCACAAUGCUGCUUUUAUUCAGAUUCCAAUGGGACUGGAGGGAGAUUUCAGAGGAGUUAUCGAUCUGAUUGAAGAAAAAGCGAUGUACUUUGAUGGUGAUUUUGGCCAGAUUGUAAAAUAUGAUGAAAUUCCUCCUGAGUUCAGAGCAGAGUCAGUGGAUCGCCGCCAGGAACUGAUUGAAUGUGUUGCAAACAUAGAUGAACAGCUUGGGGAACUUUUUCUUGAAGAGAAGAUCCCAACAGUAGCUGACUUGAAGUCUGCAAUCAGAAGAACAACGCUUAGUAAAUCCUUUACACCUGUGCUGGUUGGAAGUGCUCUGAAGAACAAAGGUGUACAGCCUCUGCUAGAUGCUGUUCUUGAAUACCUGCCAAACCCUUCAGAAGUGCAAAACUAUGCCCUUUGCAAUCAAGAGGAUUCUACAGAAAAAUCCAAGAUAUUGCUGAGUUCGGUGAGAGACAGUUCCCUGCCCUUCGUGGGCCUGGCAUUUAAACUUGAGGCUGGACGGUUUGGGCAGCUCACAUAUGUUCGUGUUUAUCAAGGCAUGUUGAAGAAAACCGAUUAUAUCUACAACACCAGGACUGGGAAAAGGGUGAGGGUGCAGAGACUUGUCCGCAUGCAUGCAGACAUGAUGCAGGAUGUGGAAGAAGUUUAUGCAGGCGAUAUCUGUGCAUUGUUUGGCAUCGACUGUGCCAGUGGUGAUACAUUUACAGAUAAGUCUAGCACCGACCUUUCCAUGGAAUCUAUUCAUGUUCCUGAUCCUGUCAUUUCAGUAGCAAUGAAGCCAUCCAACAAGAAUGAUUUGGAUAAAUUUUCAAAAGGUAUUAAUCGCUUCACAAGAGAAGAUCCCACAUUCCGAGUUCAUUUUGACACGGAGAACAAAGAGACAAUUGUUUCAGGAAUGGGAGAACUACAUCUUGAAAUCUAUGCUCAGCGAAUGGAAAGAGAAUAUGGUUGUCCUUGUGUUACUGGAAAGCCUAAAGUAGCCUUUAGAGAGAGCAUUGUGGCAACUGUACCGUUUGAUUUCACUCAUAAAAGGCAGUCUGGUGGAGCAGGCCAAUACGGUAAAGUGACUGGAUUUCUAGAGCCCUUGGAGCCAGAAAGCUACACCAAACUAGAAUUUGAGGACCGAACAGUUGGAACAAAUAUCCCAAAACAGUUUGUACCAGCUAUUGAAAAGGGGUAUCGUGAUGCAUGUGAGAAAGGCCCUUUGACAGGCCACAAGAUUUCAGGGGUACGGUUUGUCUUAGAGGAUGGUGCUAGUCACAUGGUGGACUCUAAUGAAAUCUCUUUCAUCCGAGCUGCUGAAGGAGCUCUGAAGCAAGCUAUGGAAAAUACAACGCUGUGUAUUCUUGAGCCCAUUAUGUCUGUGGAAAUUGUAGCACCCAUAGAAUUUCAAGGAGCAGUCAUUUCAGGAGUGAAUCGUCGUCAUGGCAUCAUCACAGGGCAAGAUGGAACUGAUGGCUAUUUCACUCUCUAUGCUGAUGUUCCAUUGAAUGAUAUGUUUGGAUAUGCUACAGAACUGAGGUCAUGCACAGAGGGCAAAGGUGAAUACACAAUGGAAUACAGUAGAUACCAUCCCUGUUUACCCAGUGUACAGGAAGAAUUGAUUAACCGACACCUAGAAGCAACAGGACAACUCCCUGGAAAGAAGGGCAAAGCCAAGAGCUGAUCCUUCUCCCUGUGAGCAGAUUGUAAGGACCUGCUGACAAGCUUCUUCUACUGCAAAGUUCUAUUGAUUUAAUAACUCAAGCAAAAUCCAGAACAGGUGGCUGAAUUUCAUCCUGGAUCAAUACUUUGACUUAAUUCCUAAGUCACUAUGAGACUGUUGUUGAAACUGUUACAGAUUCCAUUAAUUAAUCAUUGUCUUAAUUUAAUAAAAUAUUUCACUUUGUUUUAUGGACUGGGUAUUAAAAUUAUGCUGAUUA
Messenger RNA from Sceloporus undulatus (fence lizard), 2535 nucleotides. It is a transcript of the gene GFM1, whose product is annotated as G elongation factor mitochondrial 1. Gene Ontology annotation, cellular component: mitochondrion. The coding region runs from base 66 to 2279 and encodes 737 amino acids. Gene Ontology annotation, biological process: mitochondrial translational elongation. Lineage: Eukaryota; Metazoa; Chordata; Lepidosauria; Squamata; Phrynosomatidae. Gene Ontology annotation, molecular function: translation elongation factor activity; GTPase activity; GTP binding. The transcript has 18 exons. The record is from RefSeq and is a predicted model, not a curated record.